AUGGAAAACGCUGGUAGCCCGACUCCGAGAUGUCCUUGCGGAUUCUGGGGGUAGGAUUGUGUUUGAUAUAUGUGUUGCCAUUUUGACCUUCUCAGUAAGCUUUUUACGAUUGGAGAAAAUUUUGGUGCGACUUGAUUAACACGAGAAAAAUGCCUUUUAUUUCCCAUUUCCAGCUCUCCACAGACCUUAAAUUUGUGUUCAAAGUGUUACAAGGACGGUGAGUUAUCCAACAUCGUUUGUGCUUCUCUAUCAGGCGUUAAAUUUUAUAAUGGACGGUGGACACAACAUUGCAAAGCUAAGGUCACGCAUGCAGUCUGACGGCAGUUUUUCAUGUCUUUGAAUACAUUUCUCCUCUGUUUCUAGAAUUACAACGAAAGGAGAAAGUAGAAGAGAAUAAUGCCUCCGUUCCAUCGAAUAUACCUAAAGUGCAAACUUCUAGUCGAAAUGAAUGGAAACAUGAUCUUGGAAAGGUGAUCUCGAGAGAACAUCAAGUCAACCGCGAAGUCCAAGGUGACACGAACGAUUCAAAGUGUAGGAAAACAGAAACUGAACAAGCAGCUCAGGGAAACAACUCUCUAGACUUAAAAACAAGCGAGCAAGAAAAGGGAUCGAGAAAUGAAGUCCUAGGAAAAGAUAUAUCUACACAGAAGAAGCGAAAACGUUGCUGGACGUGCAAGGCCAAACUUGAACUUGCUCAGAGAGAACUGGGCAAUUGUAGAUGUGGUAAGUACACCAAAUGAUCGCCCUUUAUGUAGUGUACAUGUAUGAUGUCGUUGCGUCCUUGCUCAAACGAAAUCUGGUGCCACUUUUCGCCUGGGCUGGGUUGUUCAAAGCUGGGUUAAGAUAACCCAGGGUUAGAGCGAGAUUUGAAUUCAGAUUUGAAGGGAUAAAAAGCAUUUCAGAUUUAAUUCUUUUUGUCUACAAGUUGAUGAUUGGAAGCUCUAAAUAUAACAGAGAAAAUUAACCGAGAAAAGGCUUUUGAACACAAGAAAGAGAAACCCGGGUUAAAUUUAACCCGGGUUAAGCGCUAAUCGGCGUUCGAACAACUGAUUCCAGGACCCUGGGGAUGGUCUAUAUUUUAUCCACACGGGACACCCACCCCCCGAAGGAUGAGUAGAAACUGAAUCUUCAAAUUUUUGUUGCGGCCCUUUGAAAAAUGAAAUCCGAAGGGUUCGUUCUUUGCAUGUUGGCACCUUUGAAAAAUUUGUCAGAUCACCCCCCCCCCCCCCAACCCCCCAUUUGAAAACCUGUCAUCCUUAAGGGAGGGGUUUGGAUCAAAAAUGGAAUGUCCCCUGGACAGAAAUGCAAUUGACCCAUAAAAGUUGAGCUUGGACAUAAAACUGUAACAAGGAUGACAUUCAUUUUCUUGGGCUCCCAUAAGAAUUUUUUUUUGGUGUUUCUACAGGUGAUUUAAUAUUACAUCUUUAGCCCUUGAAAAAUGUAAGAAAGAAUGCAAUAUGCUUUAACUUAUUCUGGUACAAGAUUUUGGUCCACUGAAAAUUAAAAUUACUCAGAAAAAGUGAAAAUUUCCUUACAUUAAUUUGUUGUGCAGUAGGGCAAAGGGAAGGAAUUCUUACUUCUAGUGUUAUGUCCUGUGGCAAAGCUUGCCUUUUACUUGGUAUCCUUAAGGUGAUUCCCUAGUAAAAGAACCUAACAUAGAUUGUAGAUGAAACUUGGUACACUGAUGUAACAAGUCAAGAAGAUGAUAAAAAGGUAAUAAAAAGUGGGGGUCACUGUGCUCGUUUUGACGUCACAAUGCUGACAAAUACAGCUAUUUUGGACUCUUUGACAAAAACCGUGCGCAGCCCAAAACUAGACAGAAAGGAAAGAUUUUUUCAAUGAUGCAUGUGGUAUCGCACAGAAUUUGAAUUUAAUGUAUUGUUUAUCCACUUAUGUAUCAGAAAAAUGCCUUUUAAUGCCCUUGUUUUUACUUUACGCUCCAAAGUAGAUUUAAAUUGGACACGCGCUAUUCGACACGUGAUAGCUCAAUCCGUACAAUUUAGUAAAAUUGCCAAAAAACUGAACAUAGAUUGGUGCCAAUUUUUUUCUCACUGAAAGGAAGCACUGUCCUUAUUAAAAUCAUGAAAUAAAAAAAGGGGGUCACUUUACUCGUUUUUGCGGUAGAGCUGCAGAAAGUGCGCACCAAACGCAUUUUCCUUGAUUUUUGAGAGAGGACUGGGGCGAGUUUCAAAAUAGAAUGUAUGCGAAAGGGGAAAGAAAGUGUUAAAAAAUCCGUUUUUACAGAAUUUAUAUCGAGAUAUCACAUUUAGGACACAAUGUGAUAAAGAAAGCGUUUAAAUGAAAAUCAAAGUGAAUAAGCACAAAUUAAACAUCCACUAUCGAGGUUCUCCAUGAGGAAGUCGAACUCAGCAACACGCGUACUGCUUACAUUAUGCACAUUCCCACCACAUUGAGCCUCACCUCGGGAAGAAGCAACCGCAAGCAAAAAUUGCAAUGGCAUUUCUCUUUGGUCAACUUCAUUUUAAUAAUGUUACUUCACAUGCUCUUUUUUACGGAGGCCAUCUUGUUAUGCGCAGUAAGAGAUGCGCAGUGCAAAACCAGGGAAUCACUUUUAAGUCCAUUUUACCUCAUUCUUUCUUUUAGAUUUUGUCUUCUGUCAAUUGCAUCGAUUGCCAGAGCAACAUAAUUGUGUUUUUGAUCACAAAGAAAGUGGGCGUCAAGAAGCAAGAAAGAAGAUGGUUAGUCCAGGGCCAAAGAAAGUAGGAAGAUCUUUUCAGAGGAUAGAUGAAUGA
This is a messenger RNA of Porites evermanni, 2753 nucleotides long. The record is from the annotation of a GenBank genome assembly. NCBI's taxonomy places the organism in Eukaryota, Metazoa, Cnidaria, Anthozoa, Scleractinia, Poritidae.